AUGAUGAGGAUAGAGAAGCGCGUUUGGCAGACAGUGCUGAAAGAGCCCGGGCUAGAAGACAGCACGAGGAUAAUGAGCACAGGGAAGCGCGACUGGCAGAGGAAGCUGAGAGAGCACGGGCCAGAAGACGUUCAGAGAAUGGAUCGCAAAGGAGUAUUAGGAAGUGGAAAGAUCAGGUUUAGAAGGCAACAAGAAGAUGUACUUACUCGAGAGUUACGCCGAGCAGAAGAUGCUAUGAGAGUAAGAUUGCGCAGAGAAGAAGAAGAAGAGGAAACGCGUCAACAGCGCAAUGUCGCUUCAGCACAAAGGGAGCGUAUUCGGAGAAGUCGUAUGACAUCUGCAGAGGUCCAGCAAAGGCAAAAUAUGGAAACUGAGCGAUAUCACGCUCGUGGAAGAAUCAUCUCAGCGCAAACAAGAGGAUUAGCCAGGACCAAUAUGCAGCCGGAUGAACACUACGAUGGAUCGAUGAACGUCGCAUGCGCGAGCUGUGAAGCAAAGCAUUUCAAUAACAUCAGUAUCCGGCACUUCAUCAACUACCCUGAGGAGCUCCGUCGACUGCUCACAUAUCAGGACCCUGAAGCGAGAGAAUUCCGUGAACAUAUUCGCAGCUACAACAGCGCCUUCGCAUUCGCUUCUAUGGGCGCACAGCUGGAUACGCCACGUGGACAUGGCCCCUACUGUUUUCGAAUUCACGGUCAGAUUCACCACAGAAUAGGACCUGCGCUCCCGGAAAAUGGUCAACCACACCGUUACGGCCAAGUCUAUAUCCUAGACACCUCUAUGGCAGCAGAAAAGGAUGGGACAUCCAGCAAACAUAAACUGUAA
This is a messenger RNA of Haemonchus placei, 825 nucleotides long. The record is from the annotation of a GenBank genome assembly. Lineage: Eukaryota; Metazoa; Nematoda; Chromadorea; Rhabditida; Trichostrongylidae.